AUGGUGCCGGUGCGCGCGCGGCCCAUGCCCGCUGUGCGCCCACUGUCGGCAUUCGCCGUCGCCCUGACCGUGUAUGGUGUGUGGGACUACUUCGCCGCCUUCCGCGUGUGGCCCAAGGAGUUGCGAGAGCCGCUGCGCGCCGGACUCAAGGCGCGCAACAAGGGCCAGUGGGAGUAUAGUGCGGCCAAGUUCCGCGAGGCCCUGCGUAUCGCCCACACUCUCGACGAUGCAACGAUCGGCAGCGACCGCCUGCUCAAGACGACGGGCAUUGCCAUCGCGCUCGCAAGCGUGCUCGAGGAGGACGAAAAGUGGCAGGACGCCGCCCUCGUGUAUGUCGAUGCCCUGGACGAGGUCCUGCAGCGCAGCGAGUCGCGCUCGCCACCCGAGAAGAUGCGCGGCGUCGCGCUCGCCCAAAAGGUAGGCGAGCUCGCGCAGCGCAGCGAUGUGCUGGUCCCGCCAUGCCCGGUCGCCGACAGCGACGCGUGCCAGACGAGCGAGCCCGCCGAAGGGUACCUGGCAUGGAGCGUCGAGGAGAUGCUGCGCCUCGUGCAGGCGCCGCGCAGCGAGGGCCCCGUGCUCCUCGCGGACCUGGACCUGCCCGCGUGGGUCUCCGCACAGGACCUCGGCGCGAGCGUCGAGGCGCUGGGCGCGUUCUAUGCGAGCCACCAGCAGGCCGACCUGGCGGUGCCGCUGUACCUGCAGGCCAUCGCCACGCUGCUGCCGCCCCAGGCGCAAGGGCGGCCGCCGCCGACCGUCGCCGACCGGUGCCGCGCGGCGAUCCUCAUGAACAACAUCAGCCAGGCCCUCACGCAGACGCGCACAGACACCGAGACGCUGCUCAAGGCCAUGGCAUGGGCGACCAAGGGCCUCGACCUCGCGACCCUCACAUCGUACCGCGCCGGCUUCCUCACGGCGCUGCCGCCCGACGAGCGUGCGCUGCUCCUGCAGAUCAGCGGCCACGACCCGCACUCCGUGGCGCCCGUGGCGCCGGUCGUCGAGACGGCCUCCGAGGCGCGCCUCGAGCAGGUGAAGCAGCAGUGCCUCGGCACGCAGUUUGUGCUGCUCUACAACCUCGGCAUGUUCUACUCAAUGCACAACGACAAAGAGACGGCGCGCAUCCUUUUCCAGCGCGCGAUGCGCCAGGCAGAGUUCCUGCAGCUGCGCGAGGCGCGCACGCAGUGUGCGCGGGCGCUCAAGCGUCUGGAGCGCGCGUAG
Molecule: messenger RNA, 1215 nt
Organism: Malassezia sympodialis ATCC 42132
Lineage: Eukaryota; Fungi; Basidiomycota; Malasseziomycetes; Malasseziales; Malasseziaceae
Exons: 2
Coding region: 1-1215 (404 amino acids)
Source: RefSeq, a predicted model, not a curated record